AUACCAUUGGAAAUGAGCUUCCCCGAAUGGUGAAGCCACGUCCCUUUGGAUUCUGCCUGGCUCGUCAUAAUGGGACAUUCCAGCGGGCCAAGGCGAUGAACGUCUUUGGUAAUACACCGCCGACUACAACUUCUGGAUCAUGGAGUCGUUACGUCGAGAACUGUUUCGGAAAUGCGGGAGAUCAAUGAUGAGUUGUUAUCCCUGCCCUGCUUCACUCUGCAGGUGCAGCUCAAGGAUGUGCCCAACUAUGCGGUAAGCGAAGAUUUCUUCGCAUUCACCUCGCAAUUCGAGGGCGAGAUGUAUGUGGCAGUCCAUGAAAAAACUCCUGGGUGCAUACAAGUAGAACUAUUGCAUCCAGAGACAAAAAUGUCACUAAAUGCAAAAAUACGUGAUUACUGCGCCAACAAAAAGAUUUACGAAAAUAUGAACUCUUAUAAAAAGAAUGAGAAGCUUAAUCGGCCAAUUCCCCCAUCUGGUCAGCAAACUACCAAAGAUAAUAAAACUAUUGCAAGUGCUGUGGUCAAUAAUUCUCUGGCUGUUUCUCAAGGACCACAAAUAACUACCCAGGAAUUUUUAAACAAACUAGAAACAGAAGUAAAGAAUCAGAGCGAUCCUAGAAAUGCUUUGUCUUUCUCAGACAAAAAUAAAGAGACACCAAAGAAGCCGAGUCCAACAGCUGGACAAGAAACAAUUACUCAAAAUCAGUCUAAACCAGUUUUUGAAGUUGGCAAUAAUACUUCAGCAAAAGUAGAGCCCCAAGUAUCCUUAAAAAAUAAAGAAACUGAGGCUAGCAUUCAGAUCGAUCAAAUUCAAGGAGUAACAGCAGCUUCACCCCAGAAGAACAUUAAGAAAGAUGAGCCUAGUGACUUUUUCCGUUCUUAUUUUAGUGAAAGGGGUAUUAAAGAGCAGGAUUUUGAGAAAAUGUCCCCAAGCGAAAAAUUUAGCUGUUUUUUUGGAUCCCGCGCGACUAUUAAAGAUAGUAAAGAAACACCGUCCGUUGAUCUUUCUAAAGACUCUCAGUUAACCAAGAAAAUAACAUUGACAAAAAGCCAGCUGUUCAGGAAUCAAAAAAAGAGCAGGAUCUUAAGAAAAUGUCCCCAAGCGAAGUAUUUAACUGUUUUUUUGGAUCCCGCGCGGACAUUAAAGAUAUUAAGAAAACACCGUCCGUUGAUCUUUCUAAAGACCUCUCAGUUAACCAAGAAAAUAAUAUUGACCAAAAGCCUGCUGUUGAGGAAUCGAAAAAAACCGAAGAUAGCAUUUCCAAGACUUUAGUUGGAUCCAAAACCAAAGAUGAAGGAGCAAGCAGCCUUGAAAUUAAGAAAUUAUCCAAUCUUACACUUGAGGUACCCAGUAACGAUGAAAAACCAACCACCAUUGAUCAGGCUAUUAAAUCUGCUCCUGAAAUCGUAUCAAAACCCAAAGAUGAAGAAGUAAAAGAGUUUUUAACGCAAUGCCUAGCGCGAAAAUUACUCCUCCAUCUGAAAUUACGAAAACGGAUCAAGCAGUUCCAUUGGAAUUACCAAAACUUAAAGGAUUAUUAGAUUCGCUGUCUAUCUCUAAAGCUAAUCCCCAAGAAAAUGGUAUUGUAAGGCCAAAAAAUGAAGCUCUACUUAAACCUCCUUUUGAGCUACGCCGUUUCACAACUCAUAGUAAGGAAGGCAUUGAUGUAUUUGUUGUGGACAGUUCAAAAAAGGAUCGCGGAAUUUUUGGGGCUUUUGACAGCACCUACGCCUGUGAAUUUUCCACCUUGCACAGCCGUUUGUCGGAAAUUACCGAUUUGGAUCCCUAUAAACCACAGCUUAGGGAAUAUAUUCUCGCCCGUUUCGAGGGUUCCUGGUAUCGCGGUCGAGUGGAGCAGAUCAUUACUAUCCCGCAACAUCCGACAAAGUAUCGAGUAAUGUACUUGGACUACACCAAUGUGGAGGAUAUGACUGAGAUGGAUAUUCGUCGCUAUCCGUUGGACUUCACCACUCCUUGUACCACAAAUAUUUGCGUGAUUGAGGAUUUUCCACAUAAACCGAAUGCUGCACAGAUUUCAUUUUUAUCGGACGCCUUGAAGGUCCACGAACUAGUACAUGUUGACAGCGUCAAAUACCUGAACAAUAUUGCCAUAAUUAAAUCGAUCUUGAUUCAGAAGCUGAUGAGCUUGUAAUCGCAUUUAAUGCUAUCAUUUUACAUCAUGAUUAAAACGAAAAACCCGGAGUAUUUUUAAGAGCGCCAUAUGUUAAAAAAUUCUGUAUCAUGUUGUUGUCAAAUACAAGGCUCUUCAAAUUUCCGACCAUA
Messenger RNA from Drosophila suzukii, 2283 nucleotides. Lineage: Eukaryota; Metazoa; Arthropoda; Insecta; Diptera; Drosophilidae. The record is from RefSeq and is a predicted model, not a curated record.